CUCUCCCUCCGAACCGCAGCGGGUGUUUUUAUUUGGUUUGGGGGAUUUUCUCGUGCAGUCGGUUGAAUGUUACAGAUGUUUGUGAGAGGCAGCAGGGACCAGAUGUUACCGAGGCAGGGACACGGCGGACGGCGGCUGACAGGCUGCUUCACAUUGGAUCAGAGCUUUAGAGAGGGAAACACUGAUGCUGAGCUGAUUCACCAGGAUGCCGACAGUGACGGGAAAAGAGGACAACAGCUCUAUCUGAAUCAGAUUCCCUGCUCUGCCUCUUACUUACAGAACUCCUCACAGCACAAACCUGAGUACUGUACAGCUGCUGUUUCCUGCCCCGCCUCCCUCAUCCCGCCCCCUACACUUCGACCUGGCUUUACACUCUCAGUUUCUGAGGAAGGGAAGUUCAGUAGCAGCCCCAGGGCUUUGGUCCUGUCAAACCCUGACCCCUGACACACUGUCCCCCCUCACAUCACCCCUUCCCUCCCUUCUCCUCUCCCUGCCAUGUCCAACGACAGCAGCCUCCUCAGCGUCUGGGAGCCCUCCAAUUGGGCAGACACCUCUCAGUGCCCGCCGUCGGUAGGCGGGGCGACUUUCCUGAUCGUAGCGUACAGCGCCGUCAUAGCAAUCGGGUUGCUAGGCAACGCAGGCCUGGUAUUCAUCAUCGCCCGGCAACAGGAGUUGCGCAACGUCACCAACAUCCUGAUCGCCAACCUGUCGUGCUCUGACAUCCUCAUGUGUGUGGUUUGUCUUCCUGUUACCGUCAUAUACACCCUGAUGGACCGCUGGGUGCUGGGAGAGGCCCUGUGUAAGGUGACCCCCUUUGUUCAGUGCAUGUCAGUGACGGUUUCUGUCUUCUCUUUGGUCCUGAUCGCUCUGGAGCGCCACCAGCUGAUCCUCCAUCCCACCGGCUGGUCCCCCGCGGCCGGUCACUCCUACCUGGCUGUAGGGCUUACGUGGCUGGUCGCUUGCUUCAUCUCUCUGCCCUUCCUCUCCUUCAACAUCCUCACUAAUGACCCCUUUCAGAACAUCAGCCUGCCCGCCAACCCUUUCAGGGACCAUUUGAUCUGUAUGGAGCUGUGGCCGUCAGAUAAGCAUCGUCUUGCCUACACAACCUCGCUGCUGCUCUUCCAGUACUGCCUGCCACUCCUACUGGUGCUCCUCUGCUACCUCAGGAUCUUCCUACGCCUGAGACGACGCAGGGACAUGCUGGAGCGCAGCAGGAGGACUCGGGGAGCCCAGAGGAUUAACGUUAUGCUGUUAGCCAUUGUUGUAGCCUUCGCUCUGUGCUGGCUGCCGCUGAAUGUCUUCAACACACUGUUCGACUGGCACCACCAGGCCCUGCCCGACUGCCAGCACGACGCCAUCUUCUCCGCCUGCCACCUAACGGCGAUGGCCUCCACCUGCAUUAACCCUGUGGUGUAUGGCUUCCUCAACAGCAACUUCCAGAGGGAGCUGAAGUUGACGCUGCAGCGCUGCCAGUGCGGUAGCCGGGCGGCGGAGAGCUACGAGAGCUUCCCUCUCUCCACCGUGGGCAGCGAGGGCAUGACAAAAGCCACCUCCCUCAACAGGAUGGGAUCCGUGUGCGUUCCCUCGCCCCGACCUGAGAUCAGCUCAGCAAUACCAGCGAAAACAAUACCAGCUAACACCUUAUCAUGAGCACUACCAAACUCCUGGCUGGCAAAUGGCAGCUGGAGCAAUGUGUAACAGACAGACCUCUGAGCAAGUCUGCUUCAACUGUACUUCACUUCCAUAACUCUCCUGCUGGAGUGAGACGCCGUGUUUCACUCGAGCUGACUGUUCAGGGUCAGGACAGGAUGAGGCAGGAGGUCCGGAAGCUGUAGCUUCACGUCUGGAAGUAAAAUGGGCUCUGUUGAGGGACACGGACAGAAAGCAGAAGAGCUUGUAAACCCCCCCCAACUUCCAGAGUCACUGUUGCUAUGGCUGUCGACCUUUGCAUUUUACAAAUGACGACAGAUUUACAGAAAUUCUUAGUAAGUUUUGAAUCAAUGGAUCCAUGAUUUCAGACAUUACUACAGAAAAGCAGCUUCUUAUUUUUAGCCGGCAGCCAUCGAUUUUGAUAAAAACUGUGUCGAUAAAGUAUUAUACAGAAAAGAAUAGUGUUAUUAUUAAACAGCUUCUAACAGCUUAAAGCCUAAACUCUGAUAUAAUAUGGCUCUGACGCGGUGGGUGUCUGCAACCCAACAUAAUGUAGUUAGGUAAUUCUUGUUUUGCUUUGCCUCGGAGAUAAUUAGGUUACCAUGGCGAAUAGUAAGCUAGUUAACCAGACAUGCUAACGUUUGCAGCUUACAUUAAAGCAGAUAAACACACUGUUUAAUGAAUUCCUUACAUUUUUGCUUCUGUAAUUUUGGUUUUUGGAAAAACAGUCCAAUCUCUUCAGACAUAGAGCCGUAUAUAGUUACGAACCAGUUGCUAUUUCUGGAAAAUUGCAAUUCGGUGAUGGGAUAAAGCAAGAGGUCAACUGUGAGCAGCAACUGACAAAAAUAUGUAAAAUGUAGGAGUGAGACGACAAUGAACUCUCUAACAUUAUCAUAAGGAAAGAACUUAUGAACCUGAAUGUUGUCAACUGUUGGCUGACAUACGUGUGUUUUCUAUGUAACUUUGCAAAGUGUAAAUGAUAUAUCAUUAUGAUAGUGAACACUGUUGAUAAGCAUGCCUUAGUGAGCAUUUUAAAAGUGUGGUGGAGAUUAUCAGUGCUUGACUUAGAUACAGUGGAAGUAAAUGAGGCUGCUUAACAUUAGUGUAUUAUAUAACUCAUUUACUGUGAAGGUUUUCAUUACAAACUGAACAAGUGAUGGGCUUGCUAUAAUAAGCAUUUAGAAACUUGAACGGAUUUUCACAGGUUAUAAAUACAGUAAAGUCUACGAGAGAUGUAGUUGUUAUCGAUGCCAAUCAGCCUUACUUUUUUCUGAAUGAGACUUUGUAGGAAUGUUCCAAAUACUGAGCGUGUUUUGUAGCAGUUAUCAGACCGAACACGACGAUAUGAAUUUAAAAGUCACAGACGACACCCACCAAGAGUAAUUUUCAAGAUACAAUUUCUGAUUUUUGUGUUAAAGUAGUUUCCCUCAAAUCUCCUCCCAGCAGUUUAUUUCCACCAAACCAGAGUUGGUGAUUUGUUUUACAAUUGCAAGGUAAGAUUACUGGUUUGGGCAAUAGAGUCUGGUGGGCUCCAUUGCUUUAGUGCGAUAUCUGGAUUUCGUAAAUAUAACCUUUAAAUCUUGUUUUCACUUUGCAAUUUUUGAACAUUUUUGUUGAAUCUAAGCUUUUCCAUUUCAGCUUUUUUCUUCCUUUACAGAAUUUUGAUUUAAUAACCUUCCAUAUUGUACUUGACAUUCAGCAAUAUCCAAAUGUAGUUUCCAUACAGUUUCCUUUUUCACUUUUUAUUUAACAAUUUAUUCUAUGUAGUCACGCAGAAUAUUUUUUUGUUUUACAUUUUUUACUUUCCAUUACAUUUUUUACUUUUGGUUAAAAUAAACUGGGAGGGAAAUCUGGGACAGCGAGUGUUAUCGGGGAUCUUUAACUUAUGUAACAGUGAGUUUUGAGCAUUUUCUAUUUUUGCUGAAUUCUCUGUCAAGUUUGUCAGUUCAUUGUGUCAUUAAACAAAGUGUUUGAAAUGUAAA
Molecule: messenger RNA, 3632 nt
Organism: Dicentrarchus labrax (European seabass)
Lineage: Eukaryota; Metazoa; Chordata; Actinopteri; Moronidae
Product: neuropeptide Y receptor type 1-like
Exons: 5
Coding region: 496-1650 (384 amino acids)
Biological process (GO): G protein-coupled receptor signaling pathway
Cellular component (GO): neuron projection; plasma membrane
Molecular function (GO): neuropeptide binding; neuropeptide Y receptor activity
Source: RefSeq, a predicted model, not a curated record